AUGGCGGAUUUAGUUGAGGAGAAUGAAAUAAUGAGGAACAAACAUGAUAUGUGGUAUGAGAAAUGGGUCGACGGUCGUCGAUAUCUACCAUUCUACUUUUCAUGUUCUGCAAAUUCUCGGAGGUUUAAAUUUAUCAACAAGAUUUGCCAUAAUUUGGAAAAGUCCACUUUAGAAAGGAGUUCAACAGUUGCAGGAGAGAAGAGAGGAUGGGAAGUUACCGCAGAAAGAAUAAACAGUGCAAAGAUGGAUGGCAACGGAAGAAUAUGGGUCUCGGAUAUGAAUAUCGAAAUACGGGGACCGUGA
Molecule: messenger RNA, 303 nt
Organism: Loa loa (African eye worm)
Lineage: Eukaryota; Metazoa; Nematoda; Chromadorea; Rhabditida; Onchocercidae
Exons: 2
Coding region: 1-303 (100 amino acids)
Source: RefSeq, a predicted model, not a curated record